Messenger RNA from Protopolystoma xenopodis, 519 nucleotides. The record is from the annotation of a GenBank genome assembly. NCBI's taxonomy places the organism in Eukaryota, Metazoa, Platyhelminthes, Monogenea, Polystomatidea, Polystomatidae.
AACUAUACUUAUCAACUUAUUUUGGUUGCCUCCAAUUCAAUUCUUCAUUUUCUCCCUCUUUUCCAUCAGGGCGGAAAGUUCGACCAUGCUGACCGCAGUUUUUAUUCGAUCGCCAGAACCUGGCAGAAUUGUCAGCUUCACACGUCCGAUGUCAAGGAGUUGAUUCCGGAAUUUUUCUACCUAUCCGAGAUGUUUGAAAACCGCAAUUCCUUUGAUCUGGGCCACACCGAGGAUGGUCUUCGAGUAAACGACGUCAUCUUGCCGCCAUGGGCGAGCACUCCGGAGGACUUUGUCCGAAUAAACCGACAAGCUCUUGAGUCGGAGUUCGUCUCCUGUCACUUGCAUCAUUGGAUCGACUUGAUAUUCGGCUACAAACAGCGUGGACCAGAGGCCAUCAAAGCGACCAAUGUCUUCUGCAACUUGACCUACGAAGGCAGCGUCGAUUGGAGCAAGGUAUCACUUCCAGCUUUGACAAUUUUAAUCUUACCUUCUUUGUUACUAGCCUUUCGGACAACGUAA